This is a messenger RNA of Poeciliopsis prolifica (blackstripe livebearer), 4124 nucleotides long. Its product is annotated as fatty acyl-CoA reductase 1. Gene Ontology annotation, molecular function: alcohol-forming very long-chain fatty acyl-CoA reductase (NADP+) activity. Gene Ontology annotation, cellular component: peroxisome. Bases 243 to 1883 code for a protein of 546 amino acids. The record is from RefSeq and is a predicted model, not a curated record. NCBI's taxonomy places the organism in Eukaryota, Metazoa, Chordata, Actinopteri, Cyprinodontiformes, Poeciliidae. Gene Ontology annotation, biological process: long-chain fatty-acyl-CoA metabolic process. The transcript is spliced from 13 exons.
UGCUUUGGUGAAAUCUUAUCAAAGCUAAAUUCAGUCAGGAUCUCUGAAAAAUCUUGGAUUUAUCCGCCGUCUUGGCUUCGUAAACCAGGCAGGCGGACCGUCGGCCGUUUUCAACGCUGAGAGUUUCCCAGCAGCCUGACCAGAGGCGGCCGGUGGGAGGAGGCAGAGACCCCGCAGGAGCAGCCCGAUCCGACACAGCCUGUCCGCUCUCCACAAGAGGAAGGACCCAUCAGCACUAACCGAUGUCUACGGAGUUUUCAGAAGGCCAAGACCUCGACAGACUGGAAGAAGAGCAGCAGACGUCAGAAUCUCAGAUCAGACUGAUAAACGACGGGAUGGCGUCCAUACCGGAGUACUACGCCGGGAAGAGCGUUUUGAUCACAGGAGCCACCGGCUUCAUGGGGAAGGUGCUGGUGGAGAAGCUGCUGCGGAGCUGCCCAGACGUCAAAGCCCUCUACAUCCUGGUCAGACCCAAAGCCGGCCAGUCCAUGAAGCAGCGGGUCAGCGACAUGAUGAAAUGCAAGCUUUUUGACAGGGUGAGGGAGGAGAACCCCGACUUCCACCAGAAGAUCGUCCCAAUCAGCAGCGAGCUGACGCAGCCGGGCCUGUCCAUCAGCGCGGCGGACGUGGAGCGGCUCACCGCCUGCGUCAACAUCGUCUUCCACUGCGCCGCCACCAUCCGCUUCGACGAGCCGCUAAAGCACGCCCUGCAGCUGAACGUGAUCGCCACGCAGCAGCUCCUCAGCCUGGCGCAGCAGAUGCACCACCUCGAGGCCUUCAUUCACAUCUCCACCGCCUAUGCAAACUGCAACCGCAAGUACAUCGACGAGAUCAUCUACCCGCCGCCGGUCGAGCCCAAGAAGCUCAUCGAGUCUGUCGAGUGGAUGGACGACGGCAUCGUGCGGGACAUCACGCCGCGGCUCAUCGGCGACCGGCCCAACACGUACACGUACACCAAAGCCCUGGCGGAGUGCGUGGUGCAGCAGGAGCAGGACAAGCUGAACAUUGGCAUCAUCAGACCCUCCAUAGUGGGAGCCAGCUGGCAGGAACCUUUCCCCGGUUGGAUCGACAACUUCAACGGGCCGAGCGGCGUCUUCAUCGCAGCGGGGAAGGGGAUCCUGCGCACGAUGAGGGCCAACAACGACGCCGUGGCCGACCUGAUCCCCGUCGACGUCGUCAUCAACCUGACGCUGGCCGCCGGCUGGUACACCGCCGUGCACAGGCCUAAAACGGCUCUGGUGUACAACUGCACGACCGGCGGCAUCAACCCGUUCCACUGGGGGGAGAUCGAGCACCAUGUCAUGUCGUCCUUUAAGAGGAACCCGUUGGAGCAGGCUUUCCGCAGACCCAACGCCAACAUCACCUCCAACUACCUGAUCAACCAGUACUGGAUCCUGGUCAGCCACAAGUUCCCGGCCUUCAUCUACGACCUCUUCCUCCGUCUGUGUGGACAGAAGCCGCAGAUGAUGCGCAUCUUCAACCGGCUGCACAAGGCGAUCCACCUGCUGGAGUACUUCAGCAGCCAGGACUGGGAGUGGAGCUCGGAGAACGUGAACAUGCUGAUGGGCCAGCUGACCCCUGAGGACAGAAAGACAUUUAACUUUGACGUGCGUCAGCUGAACUGGCCCGAAUACAUCGAGAAUUACUGCAUCGGCACCAAGAAGUACGUCCUGAACGAAGACAUGUCCGACAUUCCUGCUGCCAGGCAGCAUCUCCGAAAGUUGAGGAACAUCCGGUACACCUUCAACACCCUGCUGGUGGUCUUCAUCUGGCGGGUGUUCAUCGCCCGCUCCCAGAUGGCCAGAAACAUCUGGUACUUUGUGGUCAGCCUCUGUUUCAAGUUCCUCUCCUACUUCCGUGCUUCCAGCACCUUAACCAACUGAGUCUUCCUCACAGCCUUGAGCCGGAGACAGGCAGCCUUCGCCUUCAGCUGUCAGCGGUAAAAAACAAAACAAAAAAAAGUCACCUUAAACUCAGACGUUCCUGACGUGGACAAACAGGGCUCUCUGCACGGACGUCUGACAGAAGGAAAAUAACGAGGUCUAUUUGCUAUGUAGUUACUGGUUGAGUUGGGAAACUUGACAUUAACCGGUCAGAAAAACCCUGUCCUACAAAGAAAAUGUUGUCUUUUUAUUUUCUACCCAAUGUUUUCCUUCAAAGUGGCCAAUUAUAUAUGCAACAAUACGCCUUCUGUGUGACUUCCCACUUCCUUCCCCGACCUCCUGCCUUGUGACAGCUGUUCUCCAUACUUGAAAUGCAUCAUUGCAGCAGAGGUGGACUGACUCUACGUAGUUAUUUUUAUUUUAUGUUGUUUUGUUCUUGAAUAUGUCUCGCAUUAUGUGCAUCUACUGCCUUUUUAAGAUGACUGUCCAGACGAUUUGCCCACACAUGACAUCAGAACGCUGAGACAAGCUAGGCUCGACCGGAUGUCUUUGAGGGCGAACCUGAAUCCUCAUCUGCUUUGUUUGUACAGCUGUUUGUACUGAAGUGGGUUUACUACUUUUACAUCUUUAUACUUGCACCAAAAAGCAAGUCUGAUUGUGUGUUAGACCUCAGCAGUGUGGUAUAUAUAUAAAUAAUAGUACAUCAGAGUGGAUUUUAUUUAUAUAGCAUUGUACAAACUGUAGAUGGUUCCUUAAAAUGGUCCUAAUCAGGGUGUUGAGAGGAUGACCUAAAAGAUUUUUAAAUAAAGUGCAGUGGACCCCCGAUGUCCCCUGGUUUAAAAACCCUCAGCUACCAACUUUAACAACUAAAAACACAAAAUAAAUCUUAAUUCGCAUUGAUGCACAUGGUGGGAACUGUUUCAGCAUUGCCAAGUUCCUGCUCGGCAAUCAGUCUUGGUAAAAAUGUUGAUUCGUCGAUGCCUUGCAGUUCAUUCUUCCAAUUAAAUAUAAUUUCUGAAAACCCUGUGAAUCAAUUGGAAAUCUUGUCACGCAACAAAUAAAUCAGCAAAGGGUCGUUUAAAACGGUUCUUCAUUUUGACUUUAUCUCCAAAUAUUGGUGGGCCUUAAAUUGUACGUAUUAAUAACCUAAAUCAGCCAAUCACAAACUAAAUCAGCUGUUCAGAUGUUUCUCCCAGUACACAGCUCACUGCUCCUGUUCGUCUGAAGCUAAAAUGGCUGCAGGUCAGUUUGGCGUCUGCCGUCAUUUCUGUGCACUGAUGAAAACUAACGGCGCUCUGAUAUUGGCUGCUUCACAAACAACACCAGUUUCACUCCGUUGAGGUACUUUAACUGCGUUUUCUUUCAAUCAAAUUAGAUUUACUCUACGAGAAGAAUUAUGUUCCGAAGAAAAAUCUACAAAAACCGAAUUGAGAACAGGUGGAGGUCCACUGCACUGGAGAUGAAUGAAGGAUUAUGAUGCAUCUAACGCUAAAGAACUCAAAGCAGUUUUAAAAAGUAUUUGUCCAAUAUCAAUCAUAUAAUUUAUUUGGGUGUGGGGAGUGUUAAGUGAACGAUUCAGAGUGAAAUCAAAGUGGUAACCGUUAGCAAUAGUUGUUUCUCUGAAAAAUACACUCUGAAGGAGUCCAAGUACACAACCAUGAGGGACGCCACAUCUAACAGAAUGGAGAAGCGCUGCUAUUUAAGGGAGGAGACCCAUUUGUUUGGCGUGGUUGGUAUCCAGUUUUAUAAGAAAACUUUAGCUUACCAAAAACUUGUAUUUGUUGAAUCAUUGCUGUAUUCACAGGACUACAGAGCUUCCCUCUAACUACAAGAAGUAUUUAACGUAAAGUCUGAGGGGAACUGGGCGGGCGGUGUUGUCGGCUUUUAAACUGAAUGAGCUCUUAUGGGAGAAAAAGGGAAGAAACUAAAUGUUUAUGCAAAACUCUGGUUUUGUUGUGUGUCUGCGUCGGGUCGUGCUCGGACUGCGUGAUGAUUCGGUUUCGUCAGGUCGUCCCCAAACAGCUACAGGGCUAUCUUCAUGCUGUCAUCCAUGUUUGUCCGUUUGGUAACAGCACCGUCUUUGUUCACUCAAAAUGCGACGCCGGCGCGAACGGCAACACAUAACCGAGAACAUCUUAUUCUCACUGGUGUCAUUUUUGCUAAUUGUUUGACCACCUGUGUUCCCCGCUCUGACGAGAUUCAGUCUGCUUGGCAAAACUGAAAUAAAGUGGAUAAAAAGCG